AUGUCGAUAGACGGGACUAUAAACCAGCCUUUAGACAAGAUUUGUCCUUCCUGUAACUUCCCAGCGUUGUUGGAUAAGGGUGUGUCGCUGUUCAGCUGUCCCAACCCUCGCUGUCGAAAGGAGAGCUGCAGGAAGUGCCGUGUCCAGUGGAAGGAGCAUGCUGGGAAGUCAUGUGACCAGGUCAUGGAACGAGAUGAGAUACGCAUGAGGGUGGCCUUUGAGGAGCGGAUGACAGCAGCUCGGGUCAGGAAGUGUGUGAAGUGUGGAACAGGUCUGGUGUUGGGCGCUAACUAGGGUCCUAACUAGGGUCCUAACUAGGGUCCUAACCAGGGUCCUAACUCCUCUCUAUCCCCUACAGUGUGGAACAGGUCUGGUGUUGGGCCCUAACUAGGGUCCCAACUAGGGUCCUAACUCCUCUCUAUC
Messenger RNA from Oncorhynchus nerka (sockeye salmon), 423 nucleotides. RefSeq names its product E3 ubiquitin-protein ligase RNF216-like. The record is from RefSeq and is a predicted model, not a curated record. Gene Ontology annotation, molecular function: ubiquitin-protein transferase activity; ubiquitin binding. Bases 1 to 294 code for a protein of 97 amino acids. The transcript is spliced from 4 exons. Gene Ontology annotation, cellular component: LUBAC complex. Gene Ontology annotation, biological process: protein linear polyubiquitination; proteasome-mediated ubiquitin-dependent protein catabolic process. NCBI's taxonomy places the organism in Eukaryota, Metazoa, Chordata, Actinopteri, Salmoniformes, Salmonidae.